Messenger RNA from Mirounga angustirostris (Northern elephant seal), 948 nucleotides. Its product is annotated as zinc finger protein 28 homolog. The coding region runs from base 1 to 948 and encodes 315 amino acids. The record is from RefSeq and is a predicted model, not a curated record. The transcript has 3 exons. Gene Ontology annotation, biological process: regulation of DNA-templated transcription. Lineage: Eukaryota; Metazoa; Chordata; Mammalia; Carnivora; Phocidae.
AUGCGGCGCGUCCCAAAUAUACAGCCCAAGUGUCGUCCUCUUGUCCCAAGAAAGAAUUCAGGGACGCGCAGAGCACAGCAGAAGCGCGACACAGACGGGGAAGCCUGCCGGAGCCACGUCCGCGCUCGGCCUGUGCGAGCCGGAGGCCCCGACGGAGACCGCGCCGCUCCGCGCGACCGGCGGUCGUCGGCCGGGGGCCGGGCCGCGGGCGACUCGGGCUGGGCCUUUCUCGCGAGCAGCGCUUCCGCGCCUUUUCUUCCUUAUUUGGUCGCGCGCUUCCGGUCAUGGCGCCCGCCAUCUUGGGCCCGGCCGGCGCGAUCCGGCUUCCUGUGGCGCGCGGCGCGCGCGGGCCCCUCACUUCGCGGGCGCGUGGGCUCGCCGCGCGGCUUGCGGUUCUCGGCGAGCGCGGGCCGCACGCAGCCCGCCGCCUGCCCUGACGGCAGCGGAGACGGGGCGACGGGGCGACGCGGGGCCCGGGUGCGACCGCGAGCUCGUCGUCUGCGCACGGCCCCUGACACAAAGGCCUGGGAGGUCGGGCCUGGGGCGCGUUUCGCGGCCCCGCCUGCGGGCGACCGGGUCGCGGGGGCGGAGGCCCUGUCGGCGGCUCUGAGGGCGGAUUCUCCCGCGGCGGCUGUGCUUCCCGCUCGAGGCCGCCUCCGAGGAAGGAGCCCGCAGACCGAGGGCCGAGGAGAAGAAAUGGCUGAUGCUCAGGGACUGCUGACAUUCAGGGAUGUGGCCAUAGAAUUCUCUCAGGAGGAGUGGGGAUGCCUGAACCUCGUUCAGCGGGAAUUGUACAGGGAUGUGAUGUUAGAGAACUAUGGAAACCUUCUCUUCUUGGGUCUUGUUGUGUCAAAGCCAGACCUGGUCAUCUUUUUGGAGCAAAAGAGGGAGCUCUGGGAUGUGAAGGGAAAGGAGACAGUAGCCAUCCACCCAGGUAGGUGGGAAUGA